Molecule: messenger RNA, 1284 nt
Organism: Drechmeria coniospora
Lineage: Eukaryota; Fungi; Ascomycota; Sordariomycetes; Hypocreales; Ophiocordycipitaceae
Exons: 2
Coding region: 1-1284 (427 amino acids)
Source: RefSeq, a predicted model, not a curated record
AUGGAUUCUCCCGCACGUGCCGACACAGAGCCGUUUCCCGCUCUAAACCAAACGCCUUCCUCUGGCCUUGCGCAGACUGCCAGCGUCGGCUCUCGCAGCGCUGCGACAAAUCGUCAGGCCGCUUCCUCGUCAUUCAGCAAUCGCCUUCGCCGCGCGUCAGAGACGUUCGAGCAAUCGAAUCUGCCCGAGGGCUUCUUCGCAGCGGCUAGCGGCAUCGCUUCAUCCAUACUGUCGCACCCGACCGUGCCCCAGCCAGUCGUGUCCACCGACUCGCCUGCCACCCAACAACCCGACGACGGACAUGCGCCGCUGCAGCCUACCGUUAGCAAACCUGCAUCGAAUGCAGGAGCUCCAGAGAUCAGUACGGAUGGGGCAUCUGUGCCGCGGGAUGAAAAACUAACCGAGGAACCGCCCGGCGCCGCUCCCUUUCCCAAUGGGUACCAUUUCCCACCCAAACACUCCUUUGCCGAGUCUACCAAGCUUGGGUGCAUGGCCUUCUGGAACUACUUCCUCACCCCGGUCGGCUUCGUCGUCACCAUCUAUGGCCUGAACGUGGUGGCCUGGGGCGGCAUGCUCUUCCUUCUCUUGUGCAAUGCCGCGCCGGCCAUGUGCACACCGACAUGCAAUGACAUCAACUCACCGAGACGUAUCUGGAUCGAAAUAGACUCACAAAUACUCAAUGCCCUCUUCUGCGUGACCGGCUUCGGCCUGGCUCCGUGGAGGUUUAGGGAUCUCUACUUUCUCAUGCAGUAUCGCCUGUUCAAGAAGCCUAUUGCUCUGCGCCGGCUCGCCGGAAUCCACCGUGGUUGGUUCCGACUCGAAGGCUCUACCUAUCUCCCCGCCGAACUAGGACCUAUGAACAUCUCGGAUGAGGCGUGCCAAGAAUAUCCGCGCUCGGCCAUUCCAUUUCCCGACAGGAAGAUCCCCAACCCUCCCCUUACCGGAGUGCGAGCUAGAAUGACAAGGGUGUGGAAGUUGGAUCUUGUCAUCUGGCUGAUGGUAUGGAACACCUUUUUCCAAUGCUGCCUAGCAGGCUUCAUGUGGGGAAUGAACCGCUACGAUCGACCCAGCUGGUCCACGGGCCUCUUCGUCGCUCUUGCUUGUAUCGUUGCUGCCGCCGGCGGACUCGUCAUGUUCAUCGAAGCCAAGGCGGUAAAGGGCAUCGAAGGUGUCCCCGUCAGCCAGAAAGACGCAGAUAAGCUGCAGAGGGACCGAGAACGCGGUGUUUGGCAUUUUAACAACAUCAAGGAUCAAGACUCGGCGGCCAAAAAAUCCAAGAAGUAA